Molecule: messenger RNA, 528 nt
Organism: Leptomonas pyrrhocoris
Lineage: Eukaryota; Euglenozoa; Kinetoplastea; Trypanosomatida; Trypanosomatidae
Exons: 1
Coding region: 1-243 (80 amino acids)
Source: RefSeq, a predicted model, not a curated record
AUGCCGCUUUCGUGGUGCUGUCGCCGUUCCCCGUGUGUCUACGCAGGUAGACGGGGAAAAGCACCCGAAAUGCGACUGUUUGGCGACGAGAGUGGGGAGCGUAGUGUAGCGCAUCCAAUUAAAUGCACAUACGCCUUGCGCUGCGGCGCGAGGUGCGUAAACGCAGUCCCGACUCGCGGCCACCUCCGUUCUAUUUUCUAUAAAGCACAACUCCCUCAGCUUACGGGAACUGUACCGCCGUAGUCGCACUUUCUUUUCGUCUUGAUCCGCUGGUUGCAGCGCACGUGGCCACUCGCGGCGUGGAAAGGUGUCGUCGCGCGUCUCCUGCGCAGCAGCCAGACAACGGAUGAUGUGCAUGCUUCAUUGUCUUUUUCUGUUGGUGGUGGUGGUGGGUUUCGUUCCCCUCAGGGCGUAUGCCUUUGUCGUGCAUGUGUUGAGCGUAUCCGCCUUUCUUUCGUUUUUUCCUCUACUCUUUUCUUGAUUUCCAUGUGCAAACCCCUCCUUGCGGCGCAAGUCGCGUCGAGUAUC